GCUUGUCUCCGCCCAGACGGGCGCGUCGGCUGACUGGACCGUUGCAUUCUGGAGGACGUCGCCCGCGGUCAACAUUGCCCGGCGGCAUGUCUCGGAAGCGCGCGGUGGGCAGCCGGAAGGUGGGGAAUACUAGCAUUGCCCAGCAAGAGGAAGCGGAUGUCUUUGAAGAUAAGAAAAUAAGACACCGAAAGAAGAGCCUGCGCUCAAAAGUUUCACAAGGAAAGAGGAAGAGAGGUUCCGGUGAUCCUGGGGGCCCUGUAGAUGGUCCAGUAAAAAAGAAAGUGACUAAGGUGACUGUUAAAUCUGAAAACCUCAAGGUGAUAAAGGAUGAAGCCCUCAGCGAUGGGGAAGAUCUCAGGGACUUUUCACAUGACCUCAAGAAGGCACAGCGUCCAAAAAGAGAGGUUGCUGUGGACAAAGGCCAUGAUGAGGGAGAUGAGGAAGAAAGUGAAGAUGACUGGGAAGAGGUUGAAGAACUUAGUGGGACUCUACCCGAUGACGCAGGAGAAAGUUCAGCCUCUCAAUCUGUUCUGCCUCUGAAGCCAGUGGAGAUAGAGAUUGAAACGCCAGAACAGGCGAAAACAAGAGAAAGAAGGGAGAAAAUAAAAAUGGAGUUUGAGUCCUGUCUUCGGAGGAUGAUGAAGCGUUUUAGUAAGGAAGUCCAUGAGAAUACACACAAGGUUCACCUGCUGUGCCUCCUGGCAAAUGGCUUCUACCGAAAUGCUGUGUGCAGCCAACCAGACCUGCUAGCCAUUGGCCUCUCCAUUGUCCCAGCUCGUUUCACCAGGGUACCACCUCAAGAUGUGGACUUGAGCUACCUCUGCAACCUGGUAAAGUGGUUCAUUGGAACAUUUACUGUUAAUGCGGACCUUUCAGUGCCUGAGCAAGGUAGCCUGCAGACCACACUGGAAAGGAGAUUCGCUAUUUAUUCAGCACGAGAUGAAGAAGAAUUGGUUCAUAUGUUCCUGCUGAUUCUGCGUGCCUUGCAGCUCCUGACCCGACUGGUGCUGUCUCUGCAGCCCCUUCCUCUCAAGUCCUCUGUGGCCAAGGAAAAGAAACUUCCUAAGAGUAAAACCACAGAGGAUUCUGGAGAUGCCCCAGGAACUUCCAGUCAAGCUGCAGAGAACCAACCUGAACGGCAGACCAGCAAAAGAACCAUGCAGGGAAAAGCCUUUCUUAAGGGCCCUGGCAAGGCAGAUACCAAGGGGAAGAGGAGGAAGACAGCCACAGGCAGCAUGAAGCAAAGAGAGCCUUCCUCCAGUGAGGGCGAGGUGGCUGGGCCUAGAGAGCAACCUCGUCGCAGCCGGGCCCGGUAUAGGGCCCAUAGGGUAUCUUACAAAGAGGAGAGCGGGAGCGACCCAGCUGCCAGCAGUUCUGACUUUGAGCCUUCCAGCGAGGAAGCCCAUUUUUCCUCUGAUGAGGGCUCUGAACCUGCCCCACCCAGGCAGAAGAGAGCUCCUAAUCUGCAGUGGACAAAGGUUGGCUCCAAAAAGGACUCCAGGACUCGGCCAAGGAGCCGCCGCCAGCACCCAGCAUCUUCUACCUCUCUAGGCAGUAAGAGAGGGAAGAAAGUAUCCCAGGACAAUGAAGAGGCAGGAGGGAAAGCAACUGGUGUAGACCAGUGGCUGGAAGUGUUCUGUGAGAAGGAUGCGAAGUGGAUGUGUGUGGACUGUGUGCAUGGGGUAGUAGACCAGCCCCGGGCCUGUUACAGAUACACCACCAAGCCCGUGACAUAUGUUGUGGGCAUUGACAACAAUGGUUGGGUCCGAGAUGUCACUCAGAGGUAUGACCCAGCCUGGAUGACAGCCACCCGCAAGUGCCGGGUUGAUGCUGAGUGGUGGGAUGAGACCUUGAGACCCUACCGGAGCCCAUUUGUGGAACGGGAAAAGAAGGAAGAUUUAGAGUUUCAGGCAAAGCACCUGGACCAACCUCUGCCUUCUGCCAUUGGCACCUAUAAAAACCACCCUCUCUACGCCCUGAAGCGACACCUGCUAAAGUAUGAGGCCAUCUACCCUGAGACGGCAGCAGUGCUGGGGUACUGCCGCGGCGAAGCUGUGUACUCCAGGGAUUGUGUGCACACCCUACACUCCAGGGACACAUGGCUGAAACAGGCAAGAGUGGUGCGGCUCGGCGAGGUGCCCUACAAGAUGGUGAAAGGCUACUCCAACCGCGCCCGCAAAGCCCGGCUCGCCAACCCCCAGCUGCAGGACCAGAAUGACCUGGGCCUGUUUGGCCACUGGCAGACAGAAGAGUACCAGCCCCCUGUGGCAGUGGAUGGGAAGGUGCCCAGGAACGAGUUCGGGAAUGUGUACCUCUUCCUGCCCAGCAUGAUGCCUGUUGGCUGUGUGCAGCUGCAUCUGCCCAAUCUACAUCGUGUAGCCCGCAAGCUGGACAUCGACUGUGCCCCAGCCGUCACGGGCUUUGAUUUCCACGGUGGCUACUGCCAUGCUGUAACUGAUGGCUACGUUGUUUGUGAGGAGUUCAGGGAUGUGCUUCUGACUGCCUGGGAGAAUGAGCAGGCCCUCAUUGAGAAGAAGGAGAAGGAGAAACGUGAGAAGCGGGCCCUGGGGAACUGGAAGCUACUGGCUCGGGGGCUGCUUAUCAGGGAGAGACUACAACUGCGCUACGGGGCCCAGAGCGAUGCAGCAGCUCCACACACAGGUAUGGGAGGUGGGCUGUCCGAUGAGGAGGAGGGAACCAGCUCACAAGCAGAGGCAGCCAGGGUCCUAGCUGCCUCCUGGCCUCAGAACCGAGAGGUUGAGGAAGAACAGAAACCAGCAUGCCCCAGGAAAACCAGAAGAGCGAAGAAAGAGGCUGCCAGCCACCUGUUCCCAUUUGAAAAGUGACCUAUGUUCCUGCUUCUGGAAUGUGGACAGGCUUGGGCGCUGAGGUCACGCUUGGGUGCCAAGGUUACACCGUAGGUGGGUCCCCGAGCUACUCACCAAAGCCCUGAGCUGGGGGCACUGCCCUUGGACUCUUGUUCUUUCCAUCUUUGGAAACGGGAAUUUCACUUUGUUUUCUUUAAUAGAAAGUGCUGGGAAAUUUAUGGGUGGAGGUACCCGGUGCAUCUGCUCCCACCAUACCCUGGGCCCUGGCCUCUCUUGGGGCUUAGGAUCCUUCCUCUACAGACUACUUAAUCCUUGGAUUAGGAGCCUGCUGCUGAGCACUGCCUCUGUGUAGAAAACAGGAAAGUCAGAAGUACAAGCCUCUCAGAUCAUGGCAUGGGGGGUGCUUCCUGGCGUCACAGCAGGAGACUAGGACAAAGAGUUAACAUAGGCAAAGAGUAACCAAGCAUUACAGAUGUUAGAGAAAGUGCAUCAGUGUUCAAGUAGAUUUUACUUAUUACCAGAUACAUUUACAAAGCUCUGUAUGCUCUUUGUUCAGAAAAAAUAACUUUUAUAACAUUUUGAGAAAGAAAAAUAAAGCAUUUAUCUAAAGAUUUGCCUGUGUGCUUUUUUCAGAUUUUACCUCAGCCAAGGAUGCCAACAAAUGCAUGUAGGUAGGAAAGAUGAAGUUUUGUUUUCAUGUGGGCAGGGAACACAUACACCUGGAAGUUUUUUUCUUAGCAAGAUGUUAAUCUUUGAGAAGAGUCCUUAACUACAGUGUUGAGUCACUUUUAUCCAAGGGACACAAAUAAAACCCUGGGUGUGACUCAGCAGCCACAGCACUGCUGCCUGUGUGGUGGAGAAACAGGCUGGGUUGCUAUAGAAACUGCAUCUCCACACUUCUGUGCCUGAGCCUACACCUAGAGGUGGGCGCUUCUGAGAUGAGGCUACUGCUUUGUCUGAAGAAAUAACCUGUUCAGGCAGGGCCACCUUAUAGGAGGCACUGUGGAGAUGAAAUGAAGUGGGUCUACAUCCUGCUUGUAGCUAAUGCAAAUGAUUCACUGCUGAUGUCAGUGGACCGUUAACAGCAAAAGGAUGUCAGACAUUUCUUGAGCUUAAUCUUCAGUCCUUGUAACCUUGUGAGGUAGAAAGGCACUGUCAAUUUACAGCUGAGGGAACUGAGGCUCAGAGCUCGGAUUUGCCAGACACCAUGAGCCAAUCUGGCAGAGUGGGACUUGUGCCAAUAGGAGCCAGUCCCUCCCCCUCUCCUAGCACAUUCUAAAGAUGCCUGGGACCUGAGUCAUAUGCUGCAAACAGCCAUAGCCAGCAGGCUCCCCACUGCCUGGAGUGCUUGGCUAUUUACAGGGACACCUUCCUUAAUUACGCAGAACAAUUUAGAAAUGAGUUACAUGAGCAGAUGGCCCCAACCAAACCCACAGAACGGUAAAUGUCUAUACCAAGAGAUAGAAAUUUAUUUUGAAUUUUUAUACAAAUACAAAGAUGGUACAAAUUUUGUGAUGGUUUCCCAAAGCCUUCAAAUUACUGUUAACACUUAAUUUUGCUGCACUUUUGAAAUUGGCAGUUUCAAAUGCAUGUCAGAAAAAAUUCCUUUCAGAUCUGGCCAUCACCUGAUUGUACUGCCUCUUUUCCAGAAGCAUCUGUGCAGAGUUCAGUGACUAAGUCAUGGAUACUAUUUCAGUCCCUUCAGGUGCUGGUACAGUGCAGACAACCAGACAGGGAGAGUACUACAGCCAGGCUCAGAGGUUCUUCCUCUCAGGGAAGCCACCAAGCACAUGGUUGCCACUCCCAGCAAGGGCAAAAUAACAUGCUACAAUAAACAGCAUAAAGACUGUAAAACGUACAUGAAGACAUCAAGGUUAUAACCUGCUUUAAGGGGUGGAAGAGGAGCUGGAAAGCUCGAACUGAAUUGAAUAAGGCUAAGUUUUGUCUGGGACAAGUCAAACCAUGGACACUAAGCAUGCAAAGAACCACACAAAAGCAGCUGUUCAAGGGCCAGCACUCCCAGGAUGAAAGGCACGGAUAGCAGGUGGCUUCCUGCACCAGCCCUUGCCCUCUCGCUCACAGAUAUGACUGAGUGGGUCAGCACGGAGGACACCCAGUGCAGAGCUUCAGCCCUUCUAGGGAUGGCUAACUGUAAGCUCCAACCAUCAUCCGGUGAGCAGAAAGCAAAUCCCUUUUCUAACACGUGCUCCAAAAGCUUCUCAAAGCUUCAGACCAUGCUUUCAUGUCAGCUGAGUCACACCCAGCUCAGCAGUUUUCUGUGCUCUGAAUUAACCUCAAAGGACAGACUCAAGGCUGCCAUCUGUAAUGAGAGGUCCACUGCUCAGGAAAUUUGGGCUUUUUAGGUCUUUG
This is a messenger RNA of Octodon degus (degu), 5198 nucleotides long. It is a transcript of the gene Xpc, whose product is annotated as XPC complex subunit, DNA damage recognition and repair factor. Gene Ontology annotation, molecular function: single-stranded DNA binding; damaged DNA binding. Gene Ontology annotation, cellular component: nucleus; nucleotide-excision repair factor 2 complex; cytoplasm. The transcript is spliced from 16 exons. Lineage: Eukaryota; Metazoa; Chordata; Mammalia; Rodentia; Octodontidae. Gene Ontology annotation, biological process: mismatch repair; nucleotide-excision repair. Bases 87 to 2846 code for a protein of 919 amino acids. The record is from RefSeq and is a predicted model, not a curated record.